This is a messenger RNA of Naegleria gruberi, 813 nucleotides long. RefSeq lists its product as uncharacterized. NCBI's taxonomy places the organism in Eukaryota, Heterolobosea, Eutetramitea, Acrasida, Naegleriidae. The record is from RefSeq and is a predicted model, not a curated record. The transcript has a single exon. The coding region runs from base 1 to 813 and encodes 270 amino acids.
AUGGGAUUUUUCGGAUUCGGAGCAAAGCCUAAAGUUGAAAAUGAAAUGUUGGAAAAUUUAUUUGAUAUUGAAACAUUGAAUAGAACUUCGUGUUGGUUUAUUACUCGUCAUUUGUACAAGACAAAGGAUAGACAAAUGAAGAAUUACUAUUACUCAUGUUUGGAUACCAUGUUUAGGAAAUUGGAUUUAUAUCGAACGGAUAAGCAAAAGAGUUACAAUUGGCAAUGUCAAACUUAUCCCGAUUACUUUAUUGUACAUUCGAAUUUGAUUGGAAAAAAGACAGUAAUUAAUCCAGAAACUGGAAAAGAAAUGAGUUUGGAGGAAAGAUACAUUUCGAUGGCUGAGUGCCAGACUUGUGAAACAUGUCCAAAGAAAAAACUCAGAAAGGAUGUUGUGGACGACAAGCUGAAACCUGCCUUGAGUGGUGCAUUUCUCUCAACCUUCCCACAGGAAUGGAUUAAGGAAAUGAAUGAUAAUUCCAAUACCGAUAAAGCCUAUCUUCCAUUGAAUAAGAAGGAGGAAUUACUGAACUCUUCUUAUUGUAACCAAUAUCGACCAAGUAAUCCAAACUUUGUGCCCUAUGUGCAGAAAAACCCAACAGAUUUUUACAUUCCAACUAAGGAAAAUUUUGAAAUGGAGAAACAAGUUUUGAAAUAUCAAUAUUGCAUCAAUUCAGUUAUGUGUGCCAAGACAAUUCAAAAGUGUUUGAAUAAUUUGAAACAACACUCUGAGAAUGGAAUUAUUGAGAACAAACAUCUUUCUCAAUGUAUGACCUUUGAUCAAGAUACUAUUAAAUGUAUAAAUUCAAUUUGA